Molecule: messenger RNA, 2309 nt
Organism: Labrus mixtus (cuckoo wrasse)
Lineage: Eukaryota; Metazoa; Chordata; Actinopteri; Labriformes; Labridae
Product: contactin-associated protein-like 5
Exons: 10
Coding region: 281-2059 (592 amino acids)
Source: RefSeq, a predicted model, not a curated record
ACACAGACUGUAGACACACACACACACACACACAGACACACACACACACACACACAGAGAGAGAAGCUGUGGUGUUUGCUGUGUUAUUUUCUUGGGGUCACGGCGUGGGUUAAUAGACUGUUUGAGGUAUGUGAGCAGUGGAUAAGUGAGCCGGCCUCUUCUCUCUUUAAAGCAGCGACAGGAAGUGAUGCACCUUGAACCAGCGUGUUUAACAACGCCACCCUGCUGUUUGUCUUCGCCCGGGUUUUGAAAGUUUAACAUGACGUGACGGUGACGCAGCAUGUUGAUGUUUCACUGGAUUAUAUUUUUGUUGUUUUGUCUUUUCUUCACAGAUAUUUGCAAUGGUCCUCUGGUGUCGGCGUUACCGCAGUCCUCCUUCCAGAGCUCCUCCCAGUCCUCGGCCAGUUACGCUGCUUUCAACGCCAAGCUCAACAGACGGGACGGAGCAGGAGGCUGGUCUCCCAUGGUGACGGACCAGGAGCCCUGGAUCCAGGUGGACCUCAGGGAGCAGAUGGAGGUCACGGCGGUGGCCACACAGGGACGCUAUGACAGCUGGGAUUGGGUCAGCAGUUAUCAGCUGCUCUACAGUGACACGGGCCGAGCCUGGAAACAGUACAGACAUGAGGAUGGCGUGGGGAGAUUUGUGGGGAACGUGAAUUCAGAGGGCGUCGUCCAGAACAAACUGUCCAACCCAGUGAGGACGCGCUUCCUGCGUUUCGUCCCGCUCGACUGGAACCCAAGCGGCUGGAUGGGACUCAGAGUGGAGGUGUUCGGCUGCUCCUACAAGUCCUAUGUCGCUGACUUCGAUGGCAGAAGCUCGUUGCUGUAUCGGUUCAACCAGAAGUCGAUGUCGACGGUGAAGGACGUGAUCUCACUGCGCUUUAAGAGUCAUCAGGCUGAAGGUGUUCUCCUGCACGGGGAGGGCCAGAGAGGAGACUACAUCACCCUGGAGCUUCAUCGAGGACGACUCGACCUCUACCUCAACUUAGACGACAACAGGCCGAGGUUCAGCAGCAGUCGUGUGGCGGUCACCGUGGGCAGUCUGCUGGACGACCAGCACUGGCACGCCGUCCACGUGGAGCGCUUUAACAAGCAGGUUAACGUCAGCGUGGACGCCCACACGCAGCACUUCCACGCCAGAGGAGACGGACAAUCGCUGGAGGUCGACUACGAGCUGAGUUUCGGAGGCAUCCCACUGCCUGGUAAACCCGGCACCUUUCUGAGGAAGAACUUCCACGGCUGCAUGGAAAACCUCUACUACAAUGGAAUCAAUAUUAUCGACCUGGCCAAGAGACGCAAGCCUCAGAUCCACAGCGUGGGCAAUGUGACCUUCUCGUGCUCGCAGCCCCAGCUGGUGGCCUGCACCUUCCUGAGCUCCAGCAGCAGCUUCCUGUCGCUGCCAUCAGCAGCGUCUGCCACUGGGGGUUUCUCCGCCCGCCUCCAGUUCAGAACGUGGAACCCAGACGGACUGCUGCUCUCCGUGCAGCUGGAGCCAGAGCCCCAGAGACUGGUGCUGCAGAUCAGCAACAGCCGGCUGCAUCUGACCCUCCACGGCUCAGGACGGCAGAAAUCAGAGGUCUCUGCUGGUCACAGAGUGAACGACGGUCUGUGGCACGCCGUCAACCUCAGCGUGAAGAAUCUGCAAAUCAGUGUGAGCGUGGACGGAGAGCCGCCGUCCACCAUCGAGCUGUGGGAGGAGCUAGAGACGAGAGGCAACGUCUACAUCGGAGGCUGUCCCUCCACUUCCUGUCAGCGUCUGACUCCGGCCUUCCAGGGGUGCAUGCGGCUCGUUUCCAUCAACAGCCAGCCGCUGAAUCUCAGCCAUGUGCAGCAAGGGCUGCUGGGAAGUUAUAACGAGCUGCAGUUUGACACCUGCAGUAUAAGAGACAGAUGUCUUCCUAACCUGUGUGAGCACGCCGCCCGCUGCUCUCAGACGUGGAGCGCCUUCUCCUGCGACUGCUCGGGGACGGGAUACUCCGGAGCCACCUGUCAUAACUGUGAGCGCCGCAAAGCCGCCAUUACACCCGGCAUGCCGCCACACUUAUUCCAGGUCAACUGAGCCGUGUCAUCUGGCUCAACACACAGACACACACACACAGAGAGACACACACACACACACACACAGACACACACAGACACACACACACACACACACACACACACACACACAGACACACACACACACACACACACACACACACACACACACACACACACACACACAGACACACACACACACACACACACAGACACACACACACACACACACACACAGACACACACAGACACACACACACACACACACACAC